Megalops cyprinoides (Indo-Pacific tarpon) is the source of this 2145-nucleotide messenger RNA. RefSeq names its product ceramide synthase 2-like. Gene Ontology annotation, molecular function: sphingosine N-acyltransferase activity; DNA binding. The coding region runs from base 361 to 1578 and encodes 405 amino acids. Gene Ontology annotation, biological process: ceramide biosynthetic process. The transcript has 11 exons. NCBI's taxonomy places the organism in Eukaryota, Metazoa, Chordata, Actinopteri, Elopiformes, Megalopidae. Gene Ontology annotation, cellular component: membrane. The record is from RefSeq and is a predicted model, not a curated record.
UGCACGAACGGAUUACGUUCUGACGAAUCAAAGAGGAAAAGCCUAUAAUGGUCAUGUUAUUUUUUAUUAUUUCCGUAUAUAUUUUCUCUUAUAUAGUCGGAGAGUGAAGUACACUGACCCGCACCUGAGAAGAAUUUAGCACACAUGACACCUUUUCUUUGAUAAUGGCUACAUUACGGUACGCCUAUGGUGCCAAAUAGAUGCCUAUUCAUAAACACUUCCUUCGGUAUGUUUACUAAUAUGACUACUGCAUGCAUCGCUUAGCACUUUUGGUCGUCUCCAUAAAACUCCAUUCCGAAGAAACAGUAUUCCGAGGCUGAACGACAGUAACCCCAAACGAAGACCAAGCGUGCGGCACAGAUGGAGGAACUGAUGGACCAGUGGCUAUGGCGGCAGGAGUAUUGGUUACCCCAUGGUGUCACCUGGAAGGACAUAGAAAUGAGUGAGGGCUCCCACCAGCCUCUGCCCCGAGACCUUCUCGUCACUCUGCCUCUGGCCCUGGGAUUCGUUGCCCUGCGUUACGUCUUUGAGAGGGUAGUGGCACUCCCCCUGAGCAGACUGAUGGGUGUACGGGAUCGGAUUCGGGUUCGGGCUGCUCCUGUUCCAAAGCUGGAAGCCUUCUACUCCCAGCACAGCCCCCAGCCAUCCCAAAGCGAGAUCCUUAUCCUGGCCAAGCAGUGCAACUUCACUCAGAGACAGAUCGAGACUUGGUUCCGCCACCGGAGGGACCAGGACAGGCCUCGGAGUACCAAGAAGUUCUGCGAGGCCUGUUGGAGGUUUGUUUUCUACCUUAUUGCAUUCUUGGCUGGUCUUGCAUCUCUGAUUAAUAAACCCUGGUUCUGGGAUCAAAGAGAGUGCUGGCAUGGAUACCCCCAACAACCCAUGUCUCGGUCUCACUACUGGUAUUACAUUACCGAACUGGGCUUCUACUGGUCCCUGUUGUUGUGCGUUUCCGUGGAUGUCAAGCGGAAAGAUUUUAAAGAGCAGAUCAUUCAUCACAUUGCCACUAUUUUCCUGAUCGGAUUCUCUUACUGCGCCAACUAUGUGCGUAUAGGAACUCUUGUGAUGCUGAUCCAUGACUCCUCAGAUUUCCUGCUGGAGUCUGCCAAGAUGUUCAACUAUGCUGGCUGGAGAAAGACCUGUGAUUCCUUGUUCAUCGUUUUUGCGGUGGUCUUCCUGGUCACCCGUCUGGUGGUGUUUCCAAGCAAAAUAAUCCACACAACCCUUGUCUUGACUCUGGAAGUGUUUGAACCCUUCUGUGGGUAUUACAUCUUCAAUACCUUUCUACUGGUGCUCCAGGCACUGCAUAUCUUCUGGGCCUGGCUGAUCCUUCGCAUGGUCUACAAAUUUGUCUUCUUGGGCAAGGUGGAACGCGAUGAACGCAGUGAUGAGGAAAGUGAAGUUGAUGAUGAGGAAGAAGAGGAAGCAGGAAAGGAGGAAGAAGAAGAGGGGUGUAGCUGGGAGCAGAGGAAAGGUGCCCUGAACUCCAAAUUGACUGCAUUGGCCAACAACUGUGUCCUCAACAACUUAACAAAACAGAGGAGCAAUACAAUCAGCAGAAUGCCUAAAGCCAGAUAGUAUUUUGCCCACUCCAGGUGAGGUCAGACUUCGAAAGAGGUAGCAUCUUAGUUCUUUCUCCUGUAUACAGGUGAUAUAUGAGCCAAACAUAUGCUUAUAUAUCACAUAUAUGAGGUGGUCCAUUCAUACUUUCAGAUUUUGAAUUUAUAAAUGCUGAUGGAAAUUGAAAAAUUUUCAGAGAAUGAUUUGGCCCAAGAGCACAGUCAUGUUUGUUUUCUUGCCUCUAUCAACAUUCGCAACAUGUCUUGGUGAUGAUACCUGUUUUGUGUGAGUAUUUUUCUCUGCAUUUUAUAUUUUAUCUCUACACCGUGUUUUAACAGGAGAUGUGCUGAAAAGAUAUACUGUGUAAAAAAAACUGAAAGACAGAAGCAGUGAAUACGCCAGGGAGUUGACAUCUGUGCUUUUGUCAAGGUGCAGCAUAUCCCUGCUGUGAUUUAUUUGAAAUGACUGAAAGGGGAUUGUGUGUUCCAUGGCGUGAUUCAAGGCAAAACAAGACAAAAUACUGCGCAAACCAAGAAUUCCUUAGUUGGCGUAUUAGUAUCAUCUCUUUACUUUUCAGCAUUUGUC